This is a messenger RNA of Rhagoletis pomonella (apple maggot), 902 nucleotides long. RefSeq lists its product as uncharacterized. The transcript has a single exon. The record is from RefSeq and is a predicted model, not a curated record. Lineage: Eukaryota; Metazoa; Arthropoda; Insecta; Diptera; Tephritidae. Bases 265 to 723 code for a protein of 152 amino acids.
AACUUAUAUCUAGCGACCAAAAAGACAGCUGGACAGCAAUAAACUUUAUCCUGUGAAGACUGCCAGUAAUAGGAAAAAAUCAAACGAAAAAAUAAAAUGCUGCGACUAUUGUGAACUUAUCAUGAAAAAUUUACAUCGACAACCCUAAGCAGUACUGAGUCAACAAAAGAAUAGAAUAAAAAUAGAGCAAUACUAAACUAAAAACGCAAAAUAAAUUGUCAAUAGAAGCGAAAUCAGUACAAUACUUAUUUGAUUCAGUAUAAAAUGCUUUCGUUCUUCUCUAAGAAGAAGCCAGAUUCACCGCCAGUAGAAGUAAUUCAAGGUCCUGCGGAUCCUACCCAAUCUAAUGAAAGCGGAGGUGGAGAUGAUUUCAUUUUUGUAGAACGCAAGACUUCUGACAACGAUCCUGCUAGGCUACCUACACAAGGUAUGGGGAUGUAUCCACCGAUGCCACCCACGUUUGGAAUGGGUAAAUUUCCGGGACCGCCUGUUUAUCCAUCGACAUCAAGCGCGGCAAGCGGAUGUGAUACCACGGCGCCAGUCCCAUAUGUUCAGGGUAUACCAUUCGAACUGGCGCCCCAACUGAGUACAAAAAGUGACUUUGAAAUAACACAAUUGCAAGUAGACAGCAUUUUAGCAUUGCUGACGCGUCAAAUGUCGGUGGACGAAAAUGAAGAAUACAAUUUUGCAUUGGAAAGGUCGAUACAAAACGAGUGCUACUAAUGUUUUCGGAGGACGCAUGCAUGUUGUUGAUAUCGCUUGUAUAAAACAACGUAUUUUUAUUUUAAUUAUUAUUUAGGUAUAAGAAAACCCACGAAAUAAUAAAAUUUAAAAAGCCGACAAAACGCAUAAUUAUUAAUGGAGGUGGGCUCCAAAUAUCUAGGUGGCUCCGGUAGUGUCGA